UACAGGAUUGAGCGAUAUCAUUUAAGCGGCUUAGUCACGGUUCUGUGUUCGACCCGGUCGAUUUGUCGUUGCGCCCGAUGCGGUGGAGUGUUGCCAGAUUCUAGUGUACAUGUGCCUUUGAUAAGCACCUGGUUGUGGAUAAACUCGCUUAGUGUAACACACGAAAAAGAAGGACUUUACUAAAAUACAUGUAGCGUGCGUGUGCGUGCGUGUGUGAUCUAGACAAGUUUAAGAUUGUGACUGUGUGCGCGCCGGAAAGUUUUAACGGUCUUGGGUUUUGGACCAGCACCAGCAAAGGUUGAACUGCUAGAGGCGCGGACAUACGAAGACCGACUGCACCAGCAUGGACAAGGACCAGCAGAAGCAACCGUUGGUUAUCGAGUACCGGAAAAACUAUGGGACGUCUGCCAGCUCGCAACCGUUCCUGCCCGCGGCAACACAACCGACCGACGCGUCCGAGCAGCAGCUGCCACCUCAGCGGUCCAUCAUCUAUUGCGUGCACGGACAGCUGGCCGAUUCCUGCUGCGAGCUGCCAAACGAGCUCAGCAUCAGAAAGAUUGACUCGCAUUGUCACAAACCACGGCCGGAAGGGAUCGAUAAGAUAGCACGGAAGAAGCUCAUGCUGGCGAGUGUGCUGUGCGUCAUUUUUAUGAUUGCCGAGAUAAUAGGUGGUAUUUACUCGAACAGUCUCGCAAUCGCGACAGAUGCAGCCCAUCUUAUGGCGGACUUGGCCAGCUUUAUGAUAUCCCUGUUUGCGCUAUGGAUAGCGGCAAGGCCGUCGACCAAGCGGUUAUCUUUCGGCUGGUAUCGAGCGGAAGUGAUUGGCGCGUUAGUGUCGGUGCUGAUGAUUUGGGUCGUAACGGCAAUAUUGUUUUACCUGGCAGUGCUGAGAACAAUCAGCAGAGACUUUGAGCUCGAUGGGGAAGUAAUGUUGAUAACAUCCGGCCUGGGAAUAUUGGUAAAUGUGAUCAUGGGCGCAACGCUACACAACCAUGGCCACAGCCAUGCGGGCGGUGGACACCACGAGGAGGAAAACAUCAACGUACGGGCCGCAUUCAUCCAUGUGCUGAGUGAUUUCGUGCAGAGCCUGGGCGUGUUUAUAGCGGCGUUGGUGAUUUAUUUCAAGCCGAGCUGGAACAUCAUUGAUCCGAUCUGCACGUUCGUGUUUUCGCUGCUAGUGCUCGCCACAACGAUUGCCAUCAUGCGAGAUGCAAUUGUGGUUCUUAUGGAGGGCACCCCGAAGUAUCUCGAUUACACCGAAGUUAUGCAAACGUUUCUGCAAAUUGAGGGCGUCGUAAGAGUACACAAUCUGCGCAUUUGGGCUCUCAGUAUCAACAAGAUAGCACUCGCUGCUCAUUUAGCUGUCGAGCCAACCACCAACACGGAGCUUGUGCUGAGGGAAGCCACACAAACGGUACACGCUAAGUACAAAUUUUUCGAAACAACACUGCAGAUAGAAGAGUUUCAACCCGAUAUGGAAGAUUGCAAUCAGUGUUCGAAUCCAAUUUAGCGCGCCAGAGCGCCAGGGAGAGGGCGAAGUGAAUCUCGCCCGCACGCAGCACUGCUGGCAGAAGGACAAACGUUAGCUAUCCGCGUUAAAAUAAAACUAUAAAACUGUCAAAG
This is a messenger RNA of Anopheles moucheti, 1623 nucleotides long. RefSeq names its product proton-coupled zinc antiporter SLC30A2 (gene ZnT35C). The transcript has 9 exons. Gene Ontology annotation, molecular function: zinc ion transmembrane transporter activity. Gene Ontology annotation, biological process: response to zinc ion; zinc ion transmembrane transport. NCBI's taxonomy places the organism in Eukaryota, Metazoa, Arthropoda, Insecta, Diptera, Culicidae. The coding region runs from base 344 to 1510 and encodes 388 amino acids. The record is from RefSeq and is a predicted model, not a curated record. Gene Ontology annotation, cellular component: plasma membrane.